Messenger RNA from Dicentrarchus labrax (European seabass), 2299 nucleotides. RefSeq names its product ferric-chelate reductase 1a (gene frrs1a). NCBI's taxonomy places the organism in Eukaryota, Metazoa, Chordata, Actinopteri, Moronidae. The record is from RefSeq and is a predicted model, not a curated record. The transcript has 16 exons. Gene Ontology annotation, molecular function: oxidoreductase activity, acting on metal ions. The coding region runs from base 198 to 2003 and encodes 601 amino acids.
CACACACACACACACACACACACACACACACACACACACACACACACACACACACACACAGGAACAGUGGAAGUGACAUUGCACUAACACAUAUAUAAUCACGCUUGGAAAUUAUUACACAGAGUUAAGACAGUUUGUCUACUGCAGCAGAGUGACUUCGUGGACACAUUACAUUACACAUACACUUUACCCUGUAGAUGUCUCCCGUGGGUGUGUAUUGUCUUCUCUUUAUCUCCGUCUCAGUGUGUUACUGGGUACCAGCAGGGUGCUAUGCCAACGGCAAGGUCUCCAAAGCCUGUGGCAGCAUGGAACCCCAUCAUGGUGCCUCUGGUCAGACCACUCACAGUCCCUACCGCCUAGAAACCAACACAACCACGUUCAGUCCCACAGAUCGGAUCCAAGUCAUCCUAUCUGGAACAACGUAUUUCGAGGGUUUCCUGCUUGAGGCCAGAGAUGCAGCCACUCAUGCCACAGCAUCCACGGUUGGCACCUUCACCCUGACCAAUCCGAUGAGGACACAGCUGCUCACCUGUAAUAAGCACCAGGGUUCAGCAGUGAGCCAUAAGAGUGAUGCCAGACAGACAGAGGUUGUUGUCAUCUGGAAUGCUCCUACAGAUGCUCCCAGACAGGUUCAGUUUUUUGUGACUGUAGUUGCGCACUACAACAAGUUUUGGGUGAAGCUGCCUGGACCAAUCAUCUAUCAGAAUGGGGUUACUCCCCACCCACCUCAGUCAGACACUACACCUCAUCCAGUGCCAACGACCACACCCUCCGACCUGCCUGGGCCUUUUACUUCUGAAGGAUGUGGCCAAUCAAAAUCCUGCCUGCUAGAUCCUUCAGGUUGUGAUCCAAAGGAAGAUCCUCACUGCUUCUUCCUGUCUAUGGCUACAGAGGGGCCUGGAAAUACGUCUGUGAUAUUUGAGCUGAGUGGCCCAGUGGAGGGAUACAUUGCCUUUGCACUGUCCUGGGACACAUGGAUGGGCAAUGACGAUGUGUAUAUGUGUGUAAAAGAGGGGCACAGAGUAUCAGUGAGGGCUGCCUUCGUCAGUGGACGGACACAUCCUGAGGACCAGUCACAGUCUGGUCUCUCCUCAGUGUCAUGGCGGCUGGCAGAUGGAAUGAUCCAGUGCAGGUUCAGUAGACCAAUCAAACUGAGCAAUCAAGACCCAGCCCGCUACGAUCUGGACCAGGAGUACUUUCUGUUUCUAGCUAAUGGAUAUGCUCAGCAUGGUAAUAUAUGGAGACAUAGUCACCAGCCACUAAUCUCCACCAAGAGAAAAAACAUCACUGGAACCCCUGAGGUCCUAAGAAGCUCCCGGGGUCCCAUUAUUAUGAAAAUUCAUGGUGCACUAAUGCUGUUAGCCUGGAUGCUAACAGGAAGUGUUGGUACCUUCAUCGCCAGCUUCUACAAACCUGAUUGGCCAAAUCAAACUCUGCUUGGCCAGAAAGUCUGGUUCCAGGUUCAUCGAGUCCUGAUGCUGCUAACUGUGACUCUGACCGUUGUAGCCUUUUGCCUCCCAUUUUUCUACAGGAAAGGUUGGAGCAAGCAUGCAGGUGUCCAUCCAUACCUAGGCUGCUGUGUCUUGGCAUUAUCUCUGAUUCAACCAAUAAUGGCUGUGAUCAGGCCAUCACCUGACUCACACAGGAGAUAUGUCUUUAACUGGGCCCACUGGGGAGUUGGGUCUUUGACUGAGAUCAUGGCAGUGGCAGCCAUGUUCCUGGGGAUGCGUCAAUCAUCACUGCUCCUCCCCCAGCCGUGGGCAACACAUGUUCUGAUUGGCUAUGUGAUGUGGCUGGCCUCAUUUAGGAUCUUCCUCCUGAUGCACAAGCACCUUUACAUCAAAAAGUCAGCACAGGAGUCAGAUGACACCCAGGGAAUCCUCUCUGACCAAUCAGAGCAUCGUCACUGGGGGUCCUUCAUAAAGUCUCUCAUCUUGGCUGUGUUGGCUCUCGGAAACGCUGGUCUCCUAAUGGCCUUGUUGUCUUCUAUUGCUGAAAUUUGACAUUUGAUGGCAAAACAUUUAAAUAACUUUCACAACCAUGAUUGACAGCUAUUUUAAAGGUUGAUUUGAUUUUAUGCAAAGCUUGGAAUACCAGUAACAUUCCAAGUCCAGCAAAGCCAGAUAACAUAAAGAAGGAGGAACUUAACUUUAUUAUGUCAACCACACAAUCAUUUAAUUAUUUAUUUAAUAUCUGUAUUAAGGCCUAAGAGAAAUCUAAGUAAAUUGUUUCCUCUCCUGUGUUUAUUACGGUGGCCUACAAGGGCAAACUCGCCGCAAACGGCAAAACACUUCAAACA